AUGCGAAAGCGGACUUCAAGGUUCAAGUUCAUCCUGUGGUCGAGGAAGUCAAAGCAACCAACUCCGAGCGUUGUACCUUCGACACUACGGCGGACGUCGAAUCAAUCUCUCGAAGAUCAUCGAGACUCAUCGCUGUAUCACCCCGAGAUGGUCAGACCCUCUCCCCAACUCCAUGCGCGGCUGCGCUUUACCACCAAACAAGUCGCGGGAGGUUUUUAUCGUGGUUCGCGAACUGGCGCCAUGGGUUCGCACACCGAAUAUGGAGGAUACAUAAUAGAUUACCGCAAGACACGCCAUUAUGUAGUACCCGACUUCACGGAUUUCAAGCUGACGCCCUUCGUCAGUCUAGAGAUCAGAGAUCCUGGACGAGUAAGGGAAGAUCAGAAAACCGGCGAGGCAUAUAAAAUCGAUCGAUAUAGCGGGCUAGCUUUCUUGAAAGAAUGGAAGGAGAACAACCCGCAAGAAUAUGAAGAUGAGCUGGACUGGCAAAUCAAUCCCAAUCGGCCCCAGGCCGAGGAGCAAGAAACACCAGAGGAGUGGAAAUUGAAAUUACCAAGCAAUCGUAUUCCGUCGCAACACGGUCAACCUUCUCGCCGGAGGGAGAAGCGAAACAGGCGCCCAAUUGCAGAUACCACACAGCCAAGUCCUAAUGAAGGAAAAGAUAUGGAACAAGAACGACCUUAA
Molecule: messenger RNA, 684 nt
Organism: Exophiala bonariae
Lineage: Eukaryota; Fungi; Ascomycota; Eurotiomycetes; Chaetothyriales; Herpotrichiellaceae
Exons: 2
Coding region: 1-684 (227 amino acids)
Biological process (GO): translation
Cellular component (GO): mitochondrial large ribosomal subunit
Molecular function (GO): structural constituent of ribosome
Source: RefSeq, a predicted model, not a curated record